AUGGCUCGCACUCGAAAAAAAGACGAUGGGCAAAUAGAAAUUAGUAUAAAAAGCAAAGCAGCUACAUCCUUUUCGGCGGAGGUGAGAUCGCGCUUUGGGAGAAAGAUAGCUGACAGCCAUUUGUGGAUGUCAGUCUUUGGUAAAGCGUGCAGUAGUACAUUCACGCGUGUGCAAAGAGUGUCGUGUUGUCUUUCAAUUCUCUUCAGUGCAAUGAUAGCCAAUGCCAUGUUUUAUAAUAUUGGCGGGGAGUCAGCGGGAGCAAUACAAAUUGGACCUUUCAAGUUCUCCUGGAGACAAAUAGUCGUUGGGGUACAGAGUGCUAUAAUAAUUGCACCUGUAAACGUUCUGAUUGUGUUUCUGUUUAAGUCUAGUAGAACAAAGGAGAAGAAAGAAGACAAAUAUAAAGAUUCAUUUCAGGCACAACAACUCGUCGAUGAAGUAAAUGGUCAAGGCUGUAUGCUGCCAUAUUUCUGUGUAUACAUCGCUUGGUUUCUCUGCUUUGUCACCACUAUGACAGCAGCAACAUUUACGUUAUUUUACAGUUUAAUGUGGGGUAAGGAAGUCGCUGAGCAGUGGCUGGCCUCCAUUCUUAUUUCCAAUGGACAAGACGUUUUUGUCAUGCAGCCAACAAAGGUCAUGUUAGCAGUUAUUUUAGUUUCCUUUCUUAUGACUAGAAACAAACAGGAUGAUGUGGAAGAGGGACUUGUUAAAGAGGGUGAACUCCAAGACGAUGAUGUGGAUAUUUUGAGUGACAAUCCUAAAGAACGUUUUAAACAGAGCCUCAUGGAGAAAAUGCGCAUACAAAGCAGAAAAGAGGCUCGGUUAGCAAGUACGGCGAGGGAAAUUGUCCUCCAUUUGUUAUUUGUGUUUCUGCUGUCAGUAGUUUCCUAUGGCAACAAGAAUGAGAAUUGUUUCUUGAUGACAACAGAGAUGAAAAAUACUUUCGCAAGCUUUGAUCUGGUAUGAACCACUUUUUUUAUAUCUUUUAAAAUUGAAAAUCGAUGAAAUUAACGAUCACAGUGAUAGUGAUAAUAACGAUACAGCUAUGAUGGUGAUGGUGGCGCUAAUGAUGAUGAUAUCGAUAUUUGAGGUAGUAAUAAUGAUAGAAAUAACGAUAACGAUGAUAAGUAAUGGCAACUAAAUUGAGUGGAGUCCAAUUCGGUCUGUAAUCAUGGAGUGAUUUAUUGCUUACAAGUAUGAUUACUAAGUGAAUGGGACCAAACAAAUUUCUGUCCGCACAAAUUAUGACUAAAUUAGAGAAAAAAUUCAGCAUCUAUGAUAACUUCUCAAAAGAAAAAGAGCAAACAAAGAGAGAAGCAAACAUUAGUUUUAUCCCAAGAAAUGCGCGGCAACGGCGUGCACACAUGACGCGUCCAAUUAUACAGGCAAGUCGCGCACACUGCCCAAAACACUUAUGCAAUUGUAAGCAUGACGCGUACAUUGUCCUAGUUAAUACUCAAAUCGGGAUAAUGAGAACCAAUCAAAUUCGAUAGUUCUGUUAAAUAGAGUCUUGAUUACAAUGAUCAUGAUGACAUUUAUUUCAUAAUGACUGAAGAGGUGUACUGAAGAAGUGAACGGUGUAGUCGCAGUGUGUUUGGGACGGGUACUUGAGAGACCUGAUCAGACAAGGCUAAUGGAGCCUGCUAAUACUCAUGUUAGUUCGCUUUUUUCAGUUCUUACCCUUUUCAAUCCUUUUUUGAUUAGAAGAGGCCUCAUCAUAGGCUAACAUAAAUAAAGGCGGCAAUAUUAAAUGCAAUCUGGAAGCUUGGUUAUGUUAAGUUUCUGAAUAAAACAUCAAUCCCUUUCAUUUAACUUCACCUAUAAUACAAGUAAAUAUUUAGUUCUUCAGUCCAGUUAUGUGAACUUCUUUUUGUGUUCCGUGUUAAGGUGAAUGAUUCCCAGAGACUGUCGAGAUGGCUGGCAAAGCAGUUUCUACCAAACGUAUACAACCAAGACUGGUAUAAUGGCCUCGAAGAGCCAAAUGAUGUUUACAUCGCUAAUAAGAUGUCCAUAUCGAUUGGCAUGCCUUGGGUGCGACAGCUAAGAAUUCAUAAAAGUGCGUUUGAUUAUAAUUAUAGUUGAAUAAAUUGCAAAACUAUUUUUACAUAAUUAACUUUUUUUCCCGAUUCGUUUCAUACUUCUAUGAUUCCUAUUUUUUUUGUAUUCUGAAGGUCGUUGUGAGUCACUUUCUGAAACUAUACCAGACUGCUACUACGACUAUUCUCCAGAGAUAGAGGACACAACACAGUUGAGUCUUCCAGGCUGGCGGCCACUUCCCUUAAAUACAUCCUGGCCAAAGGCACUUCGAAUUUGUCCAAAACCCUGGCGUUACCAGACAGCUGAAACGCUGGACACUGAUCCUGUAAAAGCCGUGUACAACAAUUAUGGAGGAGGUGGCUACGUAGCUGUCUUGGGAUAUGAUGAGCAAACAGCACGUGGCGUUUUAGAUGAAACCAUUGGCCAUGGAUGGCUUGAUCGAAAUACUCGUUCAGUAAUCGUGGAGUUUGCAGCGUUCAAUUUUAAUACGAAUUUAAUUAGCAUUGCAACGUUUAUUUACGAAAUGAUUGCGGCUGGUGCAGCCUACACAGUUAUGAAGGUGGACACUCUCGAGUUGUACAACACGGAGUCGGGGGCUCUCAUGUUCUAUCUCAUCUGUCAGUUUUUAUUCUUGGCAAUGGUGCUAUUCUACCUCAUCAUGAUGUUGUUUCACUUUUACAGACAACGGUUGGGAUUUUUUAAGUCUAUCUGGAAUAUGGUUGAUUUCUUGAUGAUCAUCUCUUCUACAAUGUCCGUGGUGUGCUACAUGAUCAGAUCCAAGAAAAUCUUAAACAGCAUCAAUGCAAUUAAAAAAAAUCCUUUCGAAAUAAUUCAUUUUCAUUCUGCUUUAAGUUGGGCUAACUGGGAAAAUGUCUCUAUUGCUCUUGCGAUUUUUAUGGUUACAGUGAAGCUUUUAGAUCUUAUUCGUUUUAACCCUUAUGUCAUAUACUUGUUCUCGUCUUUCCGACAAUCUGUAAGCUGCCAACUGUCAUAUUUGGUUUUCUUUGCCAUAGUAUUUAACGCGUUUGUUAUAUCAGGAAUGCAGCUUUUUGGAGGAGUAGUUUAUCAUUACUUUAGUUAUCUGCAUGCUGCCAUUUCGCAACUUGAAUUUCUGUUGGGAAAGGCAGUCCCAAUUGCUGAUCUUCGCAAAGAUAAACCUUUUAUCGGUCCAACUUUUGUUCUUUUGUUCAUGUUAAUGAUGACGAUAUUUCUUAUGAAUAUGUUGGUAUCUAUCCUGAACGAAUCCUACACUGACGCCAAAGAUAACGCAGAAGAAAGUUCAGAGGAGCUUGAAAUGGCACAUUUCAUUGGGGAGCGUUUCAUGAACUUAUUCCAAGAAGAAAAAAGGGGACCAGAAUUUAAAUUAUUUUGUGACGAAACAACUUUUGUCAACAUGUGUCGUUCCGACGCAGAACCGUUCUGUUUAAACUCUCAAAGUCUCCUUAAUUGUACGGAGGAACGGUUGGGAAAAUUAGAUAAAAGAAUAAGCGCAGUCAUGAGACGCACAGAGAACAUCGAUGGUGACGAACUAGAGGAGGAGGAAGAGUUUAAUUAUCUCCUCGUCUCAUUAAUUAAUUCUCAUUAG
Molecule: messenger RNA, 3622 nt
Organism: Pocillopora meandrina
Lineage: Eukaryota; Metazoa; Cnidaria; Anthozoa; Scleractinia; Pocilloporidae
Source: the annotation of a GenBank genome assembly